Molecule: messenger RNA, 936 nt
Organism: Emiliania huxleyi CCMP1516
Lineage: Eukaryota; Haptophyta; Isochrysidales; Noelaerhabdaceae
Exons: 4
Coding region: 1-936 (311 amino acids)
Biological process (GO): transmembrane transport
Cellular component (GO): Golgi membrane; endoplasmic reticulum membrane
Molecular function (GO): 3'-phosphoadenosine 5'-phosphosulfate transmembrane transporter activity
Source: RefSeq, a predicted model, not a curated record
AUGGCGGCGCUCCACGUCGCCUUUUGCGCCGUCGGCAUCGUCGUGAGCUACGUGCUAUGGGGCUACAUGCAGGAGCGGAUCAUGACGCAGCCGUACGCGACGGGGGAGUUGUUCCGCUCGUCCAAGUUCCUCGUGUUUGCGAACCGCGCGCUCGCGCUGCUAGUCGCCUACGCCGCCCGCGAGGCCCAGCGCGCGCAGGGCGCCUGCGUCUCCCACACCGCGCCGCUGUACCAGUUCUCCUUUUCGUCGGUCUCCAACAUCCUGUCGUCCGUCUCGCAGUACGAGGCGCUGCGCUACAUCUCCUUCCCGACGCAGGCGCUCGCCUCUAGACCUGGGGCCACUGCUCUCGCCAGCAGAGGGGGGGCUGCUCCUCUCCUCAGCCCGCCACCUCGUCGGUGGAAGUCGUGCAAGAUGGUGCCGGUCAUGGUGAUGGGCUACUUCGUCUCCCGCAAGACUUACCCCGCCGCCGAGUACGCCAUCGCCGAUUCAUGGGUGGUGGGGAUUGGGGUAGGCGUCUUUCUCUUCAAGACGUACGAGGUCAACGAGGCACCCGUGCGCGACACGGAGCUGCUGGGCGUCUGCUUCAUCUCGGCGUACAUGGUGUGCGACUCCUUCACCUCAAACUACCAGUCGCGUGUCUUCAAGCAGUACUCGGUCGGCUCCAUCACGAUGAUGGUGUACACGAACCUCUUCUCGACCGCCUUCACCGCCCUCGGCCUCUGCCUCACUUGGGAGCUCGCGGACGUAGCCGUCGGCCUCCCCUCCCCGCACCGUCGAGACCCCUGGUGGCGAUUCUCCAUUCAUCCUCGAUGGCCCGCCGCAGGUCAGCUCUUCAUCUUUCACACCAUCAAGACGUACGGCCCGCUGGUCUUCGCAACCAUCCAGACGGCGGGCCAGCCCUCCGGCGGGUCAAAGAGGCGGCAGGCCGCAGACUGA